Colletotrichum paranaense is the source of this 885-nucleotide messenger RNA. RefSeq lists its product as uncharacterized. The transcript has a single exon. The coding region runs from base 1 to 885 and encodes 294 amino acids. The record is from RefSeq and is a predicted model, not a curated record. NCBI's taxonomy places the organism in Eukaryota, Fungi, Ascomycota, Sordariomycetes, Glomerellales, Glomerellaceae.
AUGGCCAACAAAUCCUCCGCCCCCAAGACCUCUCAGUCUGAAGCUAAGCCUCAAUGGUACGAAUCGCUCAAGACCUUCCCAGGCCUAAAGUUCAAGGAGAGUUUUGGUGAUAACGGCACGCCGACCAAAGCCGAAACGGCAUUCAUCAAUAUUGUCUGCGACCGCUAUGAGAAGCAAGACGAGGCGGUGCAAGGCGACAUUGAUCGCAAGAUCGUCAUUGCGAAUCGCGGCCAUGACCUUGUCACUCUAGUCCUGUGGGUUGCCGAGAACCCGGAAUCCAUCUUUGGCAGUGUGAGUGAAUCUGCCUGGGAUCUCGCUAUGGAGAAGCUCAUUCGCCUGGGUACAUUCCGCUGCGUCCCUUUCUGCGGCAAGGACAUUGGUGGUGUCAUAGGUACCAUUCUGCACGCACGUUGGGCCCAUCGGGAAAAGCCUUACUCUUGCAAGCCAACUGCCGUCACAGAGCUCAAGCGCUUUCUUCGCAGCCUCGACAGAUUGAGCGACUUUGUUCGAGAGAGCGACUUCGCCCGUGCGUUCAAGCAAAACCCAGCAUUCCCCUACAACGGUCCCUCCGCCACUAUUGUCCAGAAGACUCCGAUCGCCAAAACUCCGGUCACCAAGAACCCGGUUCUUAGAGCUCGAUACGAUACUGUUCCGGCUGCUAGAACUCAGCAAAACCCCAUUGCUUCUGGUGCAACUCCCAAGAACAACGACCAGAGCGCUGUCAUUGAUAAGAUGCGACUUGAGGUCAAUAAGCUGCGCGCUGAGAACGAGGCUCUUCACUCUCUGCUUGCUAGAUCUCAGGACGAGAAGGUGGCUCUGCAAUGGGAUCUUAUCAAGGCUACGUCUCGUGAAGCGGAGCUCAUGACGGAGCUGCGUCGCAUGUGA